AUGUUUUCAUCAGCUCUGAAAUCGUUUAGUUCCAAUAUAUCAGCCAAUUAUCAAAUUUCUCCGCAACCCGCAGUGAUCUCUGGUCCUUGGAAAGUUCAUGAUGGAAAGAAAAAGUCCACCGGCACCUCGGCCUCCAUUUUCAUCUUUGACAAGAAGUCACUCGAGUCACGCCCGAGCGGUCUAGGUGGUCGUUCCUCCUCUUCGGCAAAGAAAUUGCACGAGGAUGUCGUUGAACGACUUAAACGGGAAGCUGGUAGCCUGACACGGCUCAGACAUCCCUCUGUGCUCCAGGUUCUAGAGCCCGUGGAGGAAACCCGUGGUGGUGGUCUCAUGUUUGUGACUGAACAAAUAACCACCUCUCUUGCUAGACUCCUGCAAGAGAAAGAUGCGCAAGAAAGCAAUUCGAGGUUGGGCUCGAGGCCUAGCCGUUACAUGGUAGAAGAACCUGACGGAACCCGAAGGCGACGAGAUUUGGAGAUUGAUGAGCUAGAAAUUCAAAAGGGACUUUUGCAAGUUGCCAAGGGCCUCGAGUUCCUUCACGAAUCUGCGGGUCUUGUACACGGCAAUCUUAACCCCGAGGCCAUCUUUAUCAAUGCCAAAUCCGACUGGAAGAUAUCAGGCCUUGGGUUUGCCGGCCCACCCAACUCCACAGACUCUCGGUCCUCUCUUCCACCUUUAGCUUUGUCAGAAGUCCUUUACCAGGACCCUCGCCUCCCUCCCUCCGUCCAACUGAAUCUGGACUAUACGUCACCCGACUUUGCAUUGGACUCCAAUGUAACUACUUCUGCGGACCUGUUCUCCCUUGGGAUUAUCAUCGUAGCUCUAUAUAAUUCCCCGCACGUCUCUCCGCUCCAGGCUCAUUCGAAUCUCAACUCAUACAGAAAAUUACUCAGCUCUCCCUCUACGACGCCAUCACAAGGCAAUAAUUUUCUUUGCUCGGGCACCAUUCCGAAGGAACUCAUUACACACGUACUACCCCGGUUAAUAACUAGACGACCAGCGCAGCGUUUGAAUGCCCGUGAAUUCCAGCAAUCACAAUAUUUCGAUAACAUUUUAGUAUCAACGAUCCGUUUCUUGGAGUCCUUGCCAGCUAAGAAUCAGAAUGAGAAAUCGCAAUUCAUGCGCGGGCUGCAGCGGGUUAUCUCAGAAUUUCCAGUGUCCGUGUUGGAAAGAAAAGUGCUGGGUAUAUUGUUGGACGAGCUGAAAGACCGUGAACUCCUACCCCUCAUCUUGCAGAAUAUCUUUGCGAUCCUCCAGCGCAUUCCCAAUGCACGUCGUACACUCCCAGAGAAGGUAAUUCCUCGAAUCAAAGAGCUGUUUCCGACGGACAAAGCUGCUGUUCAUGAACGUGAUUCUAAGAAAGAUGCGGGCCUCAUGGUUGUUCUUGAACACAUGAAAACCGUGGCAGACAACUGCUCUGGAAAGGAGCUAAAAGAGGAUAUCUUGCCACUAAUCCGGCUAGGUCUAGACUCACCUACUCAUUCCUUGGUAGAUGGGGCUAUUAAAUGCUUGCCUGUCAUCCUUCCAAUACUUGAUUUUAGCACCGUCAAGAACGACGUCUUCCCUCCAAUCGCUUCUACAUUUAGUCGAACAAACAGCCUUGCUAUUAAAGUACGAUGCCUGGAAGCAUUCACUGCGCUGUGUGGUGGCUCUCUAAAUGAAGGAGGGCCGGUCGAAGAUGACUUGUCUGGAUUGGUCCAGAAAGGCAACUCACAGCCGAUCAGGUCAUCUAUUUUGGACAAGUAUACGAUCCAGGAAAAACUCGUCCCAUCACUUAAAGCGAUCAAAACGAAGGAGCCGGCUGUCAUGAUGGCGGCCUUGCAUGUGUUUCAACAGAUCGGCACGAUUGCUGAUACCGAAUUCCUUGCUCUGGAGGUCCUGCCAAUCCUGUGGAACUUCAGCCUAGGACCACUUCUCAAUUUGCAUCAAUUUGGUGAAUUUAUGAACCUUAUUAAAAGCAUAUCUUUGAAGAUCGAGCGUGAACAAAGGAAGAAACUACAGGAGCUCUCUUCGGGAACAGACUCAAGUGGGUUCCAAAACGGCGCGGGAAGUUCCUCGAAGAUACCCAAUAGCUUAACACAAUCUAAUGUGGACUCUACGAGAGAUAACUUUGAGCGCCUUGUUCUUGGGCGGGGUCCCGAUGCUUCAAGCUCCAAGGAUACUGAUCCCUGGAGCAGUAUGCUCUCGGAGGAGGCGUCUGCUCAAAAGCAAUCACCCGCAGCAUUCUCGUGGUCAACAAAUGUGGCUGCAUCGGCUGGCAGAGGCAAUGCCCCGUCGGGUGCUUCAAGCCUCAGUAUGCGCUCCAUUACACCUGAUUAUAACUUACACUCGUUUCCCUCGCUGGAGCCUACCGCUAGGCAACGAUCCUCUCCACGCCCGCCUUCCCCACCUUGCAAGCAACAUCACCUGAUACUUGGAAUGCGCCAAGCUAUCCGAAUAGCCAGAAUCCUGUGUCUGGUCCAUCCUUAG
Molecule: messenger RNA, 2469 nt
Organism: Aspergillus nomiae NRRL 13137
Lineage: Eukaryota; Fungi; Ascomycota; Eurotiomycetes; Eurotiales; Aspergillaceae
Product: putative protein kinase Scy1
Exons: 1
Coding region: 1-2469 (822 amino acids)
Biological process (GO): protein phosphorylation
Molecular function (GO): ATP binding; protein kinase activity
Source: RefSeq, a predicted model, not a curated record